CUCAGGUGAUUGGUACCUUGAGGGUCGUUUUAACGUUAACGUUGAGGGUUUUCCAACUAUUUUUAACCUUUAUACAUACUUCAACAUCAUUCGCCCUUCGAUCUUGAUCAAGCUAAAGAAUCUUCUGUAUCAAGGGUUAUUUCUCAAACAAAAAAGUUAUAGGUAGCUACACUCCAAUCAUACUAUCUUUUUGUUUUCUUCUGUACACCCAUUACCAACUACGUUAGUCUUUGAGAGAAAUUUCAAAUCAAGGUAUAAGCUGAACAUUGAGGAGUUUGACUACACUUCUAUUACUCAAAAUUUAUGGAGCUCACUCUACAGCUAGUUCAAACCGGUACUAUUACAUUUGGAUACCAGCUUCGAUGUUCAUGUAAUCAUCAUCUGAUUUUAAACCUUCUAAGCUCAAUUCUCGAUGCUAACUUCCAUACAAUAGUACAAAUUGAAGUGGAGGUAAACUCAACAAAGCACUAGAUUGGAUUAGAGUCUUAAACAACAUACGGGUAUCAAUCUUGAAUUUUGGCCAUCAUUUCUGUUUAGUGCCAUAUUAUUGAGCAAAAUUUAAUCAAGCAUGAUGCAUUGACUUGAGCAAUAGUUCCAGAUGAAUUAAGCUAAAGAACCGAAUCAAAACAACAUCCUCUUUGGUCUGUUGUCAAUUACUUGAACUCAACCAGAUUUCCAGAUCUUUGAAUAGAGCUUGUCAAUGUCUUUGUUCAAGAUUAAACUGUGCUUCAAUGUAAAUCUUCAUUACAAGACACUCUUCUGGUAACACAUUUGAACAAGGAACAAGGCGAUGGUCGAGUGCACGGCGUAAAGAGCUCAACUAAUAAGCAACAAGAGAAGAGUAAUCUCAAAUGGCCCACUAGGUU
Messenger RNA from Hansenula anomala, 866 nucleotides. RefSeq lists its product as uncharacterized. Lineage: Eukaryota; Fungi; Ascomycota; Saccharomycetes; Phaffomycetales; Wickerhamomycetaceae. Bases 304 to 471 code for a protein of 55 amino acids. The transcript is spliced from 2 exons. The record is from RefSeq and is a predicted model, not a curated record.